CUGGGAGGUGGAGGAGGGAGCGCCGGACGCCGAGCCCACGCGCACCCUGCCGGGACAAGUGGAGGCCAGGCUAGCGAGUGGACACCCCGAGCUCCUGCUACCCGAAAUCUCUCCAGCCCAUCCCUCGAAUCCCGGCCCAACGAAAUGGCAGGCGCCUAACCCGCAUCCAUCCGCCGGCUCAGCCUAUCCAGCCCAUGGGCACCCGAAGGCCCGUCCUGCCAACGGAAAGGCCGCGGCCACGAUGGCGGCGGACGUCGAGGGGGACGUGUACGUGCUGGUGGAGCACCCCUUCCAGUACACGGGCAAGGACGGGCGCCGCAUCGCCAUCCAGCCCAACGAGCGCUAUCGGCUGCUACGCCGCAGCACCGAGCACUGGUGGCAUGUGCGGCGCGAGCCCGACGGACGCCCCUUCUACCUACCUGCGCAGUAUGUGCGCGAGCUGCCAGCGAUCGGCGACCCUGCCACCAGCCUGCCGCCACCCUUGCCCCAUCCUGGCCCGGCAGCCCCGGAACCGCUUGCUUACGACUACCGCUUCGUGAGCGCGCCGGUGCCAGCGGGCCCCGACGGCGUGCCCGCCGAGCCCCGGGGCCGUGCGGGCUCCCUAUGCGCCCCCGCGCGGCGCGGCACCGCGACCCAGCGCAGCAGCCUGGCGCCCGGCCUUCCCGCCUGCUUGUACACGCGGCCCGCGCCGCGGGUCAGGCCCGCGCAGUCCCUGGACGACCUGGCGCAGGCGGCCGCCGCGCCCCCUGCCGGCCUCCUCGGCAGCGCCGGCCGCUUCAAGGCCUGCAGUGUGGCGGGCUCCUGGGUGUGCCCGCGGCCCCUGGCGCGCAGCGACUCUGAGAACUUGUACGAGACCAUAGAGGACUUGCGCGGACCGCCGCAGGAGGAGCGCCCGAAGCAGGUGGACCAAGCCCCCGAGCCCGUGUACGCGAACGUAGAGAGACAGCCUCCGGCCACUUCCCCUGGGGCCACUGUGGCUCCCCGCCCGCAGCCGCAGCCGGUGUGGGAGACGCACACGGACGCGGACACCGGGCGGCCCUACUACUACAACCCAGACACCGGCGUGACCACCUGGGAGUCGCCUUUCGAGGCUGCCGAAGGCCCCGCCAGCCCGGCCACCUCCCGGUCCUCGGUGGGCAGCCGCGAGAGCCUCGAGACUGAGUGGGGCCAGUACUGGGACGAGGAGAGCCGCAGGGUGUUCUUCUACAACACGCUGACGGGCGACACUGUCUGGGAGGACGAGACGGAGGACGAGCCGGAGGACGUGGAUGACCUGAAGAUGCAGCCAGGCCUGAGCCCCAGCAGCCCCAAGGACCAGAGGCCUCCCACUCCCGAGACCGACUACCCCGAGUUACUGACCAGUUACCCCGAGGAGGACUAUUCCCCGCCCGGCUCUCCCUUAGCCACGCCCCGCGGCUGGUCUUGCCACGUGGACCCGGAGGGGCAAACGCUCUACACCAACCAGUUUACCCAAGAGCAGUGGGUGAAGCUAGAGGACCACGGGAAGCCCUACUUCUACAACCCAAAUGACGCCUCUGUUCGGUGGCAUCUGCCCCAGGUCCCGGUUCCUGCCCCACGAAGUAUCCGCAAAUCCAGCCAGGACAGUGCGACCCCAGCCCAGGCCAGCCCCCCUGAGGAGAAAAUCAAGACCCUGGACAAGGCAGGCGUGCUGCAUCGCACCAAGACGGUGGACAAGGGAAAGCGGGUCCGGAAGAAGCACUGGAGCUCCUCCUGGACGGUGCUGGAAGGCGGCGUCCUGACGUUCUUCAAGGACUCGAAGACCUCAACUGCAGUUGGCUUGAGGCAGCCUUCUAAGCUCUCUACCCCCGAGUACACAGUGGAGCUGAAGGGGGCUUCUCUUGCCUGGGCCCCCAAAGACAAAUCCAGCAAGAAGAAUGUGCUGGAGCUGCGGAGCCGAGAUGGCUCAGAGUACCUGAUCCAGCAUGACUCUGAGGCCAUCAUCAGCACCUGGCACAAGGCCAUUGCCCAGGGGAUCCAGGAACUGUCUACAGAACUGCCCCCGGAGGAGGAAAGCGAGAACAGCAGCCUGGACUUCGGGUCCAGCGAGCGCCUGGGAAGCUGGCGGGAGGAUGAGGCGCGGCCGGGAGCAGCAGCCGCUCCUGUCCUGAGCCCUGGGGUGCAGGAGAGUGACUUGAGCAAGGUCCGGCAAAAGCUCCGCAAGUUCCUGCUCAGGCGGCCCACGAUGCAGUCGCUGCGGGAGAAGGGCUACAUCAAAGACCAGGUGUUCGGCUGCGCGCUGGCUACGCUGUGCGAGCGCGAGAGGAGCCCGGUGCCGCGCUUUGUGCAGCAGUGCAUCCGAGCCGUCGAGGCCCGCGGACUGGACAUUGACGGGCUGUACCGCAUCAGUGGAAACCUCGCCACCAUCCAGAAGCUGCGUUAUAGGGUGGACCACGAUGAGCAUCUCGACCUGGACGACGGACGCUGGGAGGACGUUCACGUUAUUACCGGCGCCCUGAAGCUCUUCUUUAGAGAGCUACCUGAGCCCCUCUUCCCCUUCUCGCACUUCCGCCAGUUCAUCACGGCCAUCAAGCUGCAAGACCCGGCCCAGCGCAGCCGCUGUGUGCGUGACCUGGUGCGCUCGCUGCCCGCCCCCAACCAUGACACGCUGCGACUGCUCUUCCAGCACCUGUGCAGGGUGAUUGAGUACGGCGAACAGAACCGCAUGUCCGUGCAGAGCGUGGCCAUAGUUUUCGGGCCCACGCUGCUGCGGCCCGAGACGGAGGAGACCAGUAUGCCCAUGACCAUGGUGUUCCAGAACCAGGUGGUGGAGCUCAUCCUGCAGCAGUGCUCAGAUAUCUUCCCACCGCACUGACCCCACUGCGGGCACUGAGGACCUGGAACUGGGGUUGGCGACGUUGGUCCUGCUGCGGGGCUGGACUCUAAUUCUGAGACCCUCCACCUCCCACUAGCCCGCAGGUCGCGGGGAAUUCUGCACUCCUCGGUUCUGAGGGUAUGGUAACCUUUGGUGGGCAGUUCACAAAAGGUGAUUUCCCGCCUCACCUGUCUUGUUUUGGGGUUAAUUGGGUUCUGUUCUUUAUUACAGCGACACCUACUGUGCGUGUGUGAGAAUGUAGAGGGGGCGGUGAGGGUUGUUUUCUGGGAUGGCCCAAGCCCCAUGCUGGGAAGAGGAAUUUGGGUGAGGGCAACUUGGCUUCUUCAGGCUUGAAGCCUUAACAGAGACCCUGUGGGCUGGCACUGUGCCCAUCGUGAAGCAACGUCCCUGCUGCGAAACAGUACUGACCUGGGCCUCCAGCAAGGGCAUCUGAACCUGCCUUCCCUCAGGCCUCACUGGAACUUCUGCCCAGCCCUCUCACUGGCUGGCUGGGACAAUUUUCAUCUGCUUUCUUGUUUGGGGUUCCCGGACUCUGCCUUCCUUGACCCAUUUGUGCUUUGUGCAAGGGUUCUUCCUAUUUACAAGGGUUCUUCCUAAAUGUGUACCUGGCACCUGCCACCUGACAUGCACCCCCAUUUCCACAUGAUCCCAUUUUGCAGAUGAGGAAACUGAGGCUUGCAGAGGCAACAUGACUUGUUCAGGGUCCAUUGGGUGAUCUUACUCCCCACCUUAAGCUCCUCUUACACCAAAGCACAGCCUAAUGGGAGGGUAAAAUCUAUCCUUUCAGCUACACCCCAACCACAGCAAGGGCUUAUGGGUAAAGCAAAAGAAACUAGGCUGGGUGGGUUCUGUCUGAGCCUGGGAAGGUACCUAAAGGUGAAGAGGAAACCUGCUCAGCUGUUUUCCCCGGGGGGAGGGUAAAUUGCAUUAGCAGGAGCCCCAGCCCCUCUCAGCACCUGGCUGUCAAGUAUGCCUACCUGGUGGCCACUUGUGCUAUAGAGCUGGGAGAGGCCUGCGGGGUGGGGGAAGGAGGGCAAAACCUCAAUAAAAGAAGUGUGGACCCUGGGGUCAGCAGCCCCCCUUCCCUCAUACACAAACCACCUCAGUUUAUGGGUCCUCAGCCCCUAACCCAUCCACCCCUUCAUUUAUUCAACAAGCAAUAAUAGCUAAUAUUUAUUGACAUUUGCACCAUGCCAAGCAUUUUACUUGGAUUAUCCUGUUUGUUUCUCACAGCCAGUAUUUAUUAUCUGCUCUUCUGUGCCAGACACUGCUCUGGAGCAGGGGUACUGCACAUUGCCUCCCUGGUGGAGCUUAUGGUCCUGUGGGUGAGGCUGACCCAAGCCCAUAUCUAAUGCCAGCGGGGCUUAGGCAAGAGGGCAAAUGGAGGCCACAUAUGUCGAAAUACUGUAAAGUUAUAAAUCAAGCUAACAACUGUUCAAUAAAAGA
Molossus molossus (Pallas's mastiff bat) is the source of this 4300-nucleotide messenger RNA. RefSeq names its product Rho GTPase activating protein 27 (gene ARHGAP27). Gene Ontology annotation, biological process: signal transduction; regulation of GTPase activity. Gene Ontology annotation, cellular component: cytoplasm. The coding region runs from base 242 to 2833 and encodes 863 amino acids. The record is from RefSeq and is a predicted model, not a curated record. Lineage: Eukaryota; Metazoa; Chordata; Mammalia; Chiroptera; Molossidae. The transcript is spliced from 18 exons. Gene Ontology annotation, molecular function: protein binding.